Amphimedon queenslandica is the source of this 517-nucleotide messenger RNA. RefSeq lists its product as uncharacterized. The transcript is spliced from 3 exons. The record is from RefSeq and is a predicted model, not a curated record. Bases 174 to 503 code for a protein of 109 amino acids. NCBI's taxonomy places the organism in Eukaryota, Metazoa, Porifera, Demospongiae, Haplosclerida, Niphatidae.
GUGAGUCAUUACCAUCUCCAACACCAUCUACAAUAAUAUUGACAGUAACCAACUCAUUUUGUGAACCUCCUUCUUCCUCACCAUUCAACCUGAGUAGCAUCACUGUCACCACCAUACCAGUAAUAGUAACUGCCACUGCUACUGUAGAAAGCACUCAAAGCACGGCAGUGAUAAUGUCAGCUAUUAUACUACCGGUAAUACUACUGAUGAUUACUGUACUACUAAUAUCACUGACUCUCAUCAUUUAUUAUUACAGAAUAAGAAAGGCUGUAAAUAGAAAACCAGUUUCUGGCAAAAGAACUCCAACUGCUAAAUUAGACAAUGAUGUUGUAUUCAAUAUCAGGUAUAAUGAUACUAAUCAGCAAAUAUCAUGUAGUCAAUUCACAUCAUUCCCAUUGCCAACUAUUCUUGAAAAUCAAGUAUCUGAUGGUACUAAUGAUCAAGACUACACAGCAAUGCACUCUUCUUGCAAUCACAUAUAUGAAGAUGCCACUAAAAUUUAAGUGAAGGAGGAGAU